Molecule: messenger RNA, 342 nt
Organism: Chenopodium quinoa (quinoa)
Lineage: Eukaryota; Viridiplantae; Streptophyta; Magnoliopsida; Caryophyllales; Amaranthaceae
Exons: 1
Coding region: 1-342 (113 amino acids)
Source: RefSeq, a predicted model, not a curated record
AUGGUGCUUCAAUUAUUCAAAGGGCUUUCGGAGGAAUAUAAGCCUUUUCGGACUUCUGUACGACAUCUAAAUCCUCUGCCUUCUUUUGAUACUUUGCGAUCGAUGCUUGAACUAAAGGAGCAAGGCAACACAGCUAAUGUUGUAGCUGAGUCUCUUGCGGAGGCUCACGUUUCUCACUCCUCUUCUGUUGUUCACAACCAGAUCGGGGAGAACGUUCCCAAUUCUACUUAUUAUCAUGGUGCAAAUACACGUUCUGGUGGUCGCAAGAACAACAAGAACAAAGGGGGUGGAGGGAAAAAUAAAUCCGUCGCCGGGAAUGGUGGCUGGAACAACCAGCAGUAG